This is a messenger RNA of Paramisgurnus dabryanus, 1252 nucleotides long. RefSeq names its product Ts translation elongation factor, mitochondrial (gene tsfm). Gene Ontology annotation, molecular function: protein binding; translation elongation factor activity. Gene Ontology annotation, biological process: mitochondrial translational elongation. NCBI's taxonomy places the organism in Eukaryota, Metazoa, Chordata, Actinopteri, Cypriniformes, Cobitidae. The record is from RefSeq and is a predicted model, not a curated record.
UCUCGCUUUCCGUAGAAAGCGUGUUUCAAUGACAUUCCAGUUGCUGCUGUCAUAAGGCAAACCCACGUUUGAUGCAGAUUUAAAAAUGGCUUUAUAUUCUCUAUUUCGAUCCGUCAGAAGUGAACUGGGCAAGGUAUGUCUCGCGCAGCAUCAAUCCCUGUAUACCAGCUGCCCAAAUUUAGGGGCAGAUAAAGCUCUUCUUCUGAAAUUACGCAAAUCUACGGGCUACACCUUCAUCAACUGCAAAAAGGCACUGGAGAAGUUUAACAAUGAUAUUACACAGGCGGAAAGCUGGCUAAAUGAACAAGCACAAAAAGAGGGAUGGAGCAAAGCAAGUAAACUAGAGGGCCGCAAAGCCAAAGAGGGAUUGAUUGGUAUUAUGAUGGCUGACAAAUCGGCUGUUAUGGUUGAGGUGAACUGCGAGACGGAUUUCGUAGCCAGGAAUGAGAAGUUUCAGCAGUUGGUGAAGGAUGUUGCCUUGUCCGUAAUGGCACAUCACAGUGGCCAAAGACAGACUGGGUAUAUUAAGAGUGUGCUGUCUUCUGAAGACAUAGCUAAGAUUCAUUUGCCUGAUGGACCUUCACUGGCAGAUCAGCUGGCCUUGACUAUAGGGCGAUUGGGUGAGAACAUUGGCAUGAGGCGAGCUGUGUCACUUGGCAUUCCCUCUGACUGGCACUUUGGUUCAUAUGUUCAUGGGGCGGUACCUGGGCAGGUUGGCAUGGAGAUGGGACGCUAUGGAGCGCUCGUUGUGUUCCAAGGUGGACCGAUGGAGGGGACGGAAACUUUUGGAAGAAAGUUAGGGCAACAUAUAGUGGGUGAAGCACCAGUUACCCUUGGCACCGUGGACGAUAUACCAUGUGGGGACUCGGAGACGAGACUCUUGCCCCAGACCUUCCUCCCUGAUUCCAAAUAUACGGUAGCACAGUACCUGACUCUACAUGAUGCACGUGUGCAAGACUUCAUACGCUUCAAGUGUGGAGAGAGCAUCGGUCAGGAGGAAUAGUGAGAAGAGUCGUCUGAAUGAGAAAAUAAAGACUUUUUGUUGUUAUAAAAUGCUCUUAAACAUGAAGUACAUGUUUUCUUAAAAAAAUAAACCUCUAUGAAAUUAGUUUUUUCAUUUGCUGAAAUGAAAGCGUGUUAUAAUGAUAAUUGUUUGACAUUUUAACUAAGGAUAUAUCUUACACAGUCAAAAUAUUUCAGAGAUCAGGAGUUGUCCAACGGGCUAAAACAUUGGAACAGUGUUACUGAUAUA